AUGGCCCCUCCAGCACCCUCUCAAGGCGAAGUGUCCCUGUGGUGCCCCGGGAAGUGCAAUGGCCAGCUGCAGUCCCAGGAGGCUAAGAGUUCUCUGUCGGUGUUGGGGGUUGGGAAUGCAGCGGCUGGCGGGGCCACACUCCAGCCCGCAGCUGCCCUGGUCCUUCGCCGAGCUGCUGCCGCCCGCGCGGUGCGCGCCGCUGGAGCUAGGGUGGACCUUGGUGCCCCGCUCCUGCGGCCGGGCACUCGGGAAAGUUGCGGGGCCGAGGAGACUGCUAGAGGCGGGGGCGUGGGCCUGGCAGCCCGCGGGGAGCACACGGAGAUGAGAAACAGAUGUCGGAGCUGGACUGAGCCUUUGCGCUCCCCCGCCCGUUCGAUCCCUUCCCCAGCAGCCUGGGUGUAACAAGGCAGCACUCAUCCUGCGGCCACGUGAACUGGCAGCUACUGGGUGCGGAUCCCGUGGGGGAAACCUACAAGAAAAACAAACAGACAAACAAACAAAAACUAAUAAAGAAGCUUGCCCUUAGUGGAAAGGCUGUGACAGGAGCUCAAGUCAUUUUAUUUUACAAAUAGUGAUUUCCCCCCUCUUCUUGUAGUGGAUUCUAUUGGAGUUAGUUUUUCUGUGGAUUUUUGCUGUUUUGUUUUUGAGACUGGGUCUCACUGUGUAGACCAGGCUGGCCUUCAACUUUUAGAGAUCCGCAUGUCUCUGUCUACCAAGUGCCACCAAGCAUGGCUGGGUUUUUCUUUAAAAACAAAACAAACAAACCGCAAACACAUUGAUUCAUAACUGCUGUCUGGGUCCCUCUGUCAUGGAGAGGUCACUUCUGGUGCAAAGAAGGAAGAGGUUUAGAGAGGUAGACCGUAACAAAGCGCGGAUGGGGGAAGGGAGGCACCUGUGCAAAGUGUUAAGAACUGCUACUAUGCCAGAUGCGCUGAAUGUGAAGCUGUUCUUUAUAACAGUGAUCCUUCCGCCUGCAAGAGCCAGGCCUCUGACUGCCUGGUCGCUGCGAAUCCAGGAGGCGCACAGACUGCAAACCAGGGGGAGAGGAUCAGCGCCUGCAGAUUGAGCUCCAUCUGAUUUGCAUGUUUAUUUCCUAGAAUUGUAAUUAAAUUUGUGUAAUAAAUGUUUUCCAUUUCAUUUGUACACUCAAA
Molecule: messenger RNA, 1151 nt
Organism: Mus caroli (Ryukyu mouse)
Lineage: Eukaryota; Metazoa; Chordata; Mammalia; Rodentia; Muridae
Source: RefSeq, a predicted model, not a curated record